CCUAACUUUCUCUGAGCUCUUUGAUUAUAAACAGACGCCUUCACACUCACCCACUUAAACUUGCCCUCCUCAUCAGAUCUGAAUCUAAACUUAUCUAUCAAACUCAGAUUCAUCGAAAUGGCUUCCUCAAACAACUACGAUGGAAUCCUUCUCGGAAUGGGGAACCCACUCCUCGACAUCUCUGCCGUCGUCGACGAGGCAUUUCUCACCAAGUACGACGUCAAGUUGAACAAUGCGAUUCUCGCCGAGGAAAAACAUUUGCCCAUGUAUGAUGAGAUGAGUAGCAAGUUCAAUGUUGAAUACAUUGCCGGAGGUGCUACUCAGAACUCAAUCAAAGUGGCCCAGUGGAUGCUUCAAAUUCCUGGGGCAACCAGUUACAUGGGUUCCAUUGGAAAGGACAAAUACGGUGAGGCUAUGAAGAAGGAUGCUACUGCUGCCGGUGUCAAUGUUCACUACUAUGAGGAUGAGUCUGCACCCACUGGAACCUGCGGUGUCUGUGUUGUUGGUGGAGAGAGGUCACUUAUUGCUAAUCUUUCUGCUGCCAACUGCUACAAGGUUGAGCACCUUAAGAAGCCUGAAAACUGGGCAUUGGUUGAGAAGGCCAAGUUCUACUACAUUGCUGGAUUCUUCCUCACCGUGUCCCCCGAAUCCAUUCAGUUGGUAUCUGAGCACGCUGCUGCUAACAACAAGGUGUUCACAAUGAACCUCUCUGCUCCAUUCAUCUGUGAAUUCUUCAAAGAUGCGCAGGAGAAGUUCUUGCCGUACAUGGACUUUGUUUUUGGCAAUGAGACAGAGGCAAGAACCUUCUCCAAGGUUCAUGGCUGGGAGACCGAAGAUGUGGAACAAAUAGCCAUCAAGAUUUCACAGUUACCCAAGGCCACAGGAACAUACAAGAGGACCACCGUGAUUACACAGGGGGCAGACCCAGUGGUUGUUGCUGAAGAUGGAAAGGUCACGAAGUACCCUGUCAUCCCUCUCUCAAAGGAGAAGCUUGUUGACACCAACGGUGCAGGUGAUGCAUUUGUGGGAGGAUUCAUGUCACAGUUGGUGAAAGAGAAAUCGAUCGAGGAGUGCGUGAAGGCCGGAUGCUACGCGUCAAACGUGGUGAUCCAAAGAUCUGGCUGCACUUACCCUGAGAAGCCCGACUUCAACUAAAUCCACGCUGAACCAUCCUUUGUUUUGUGAUAUCUUCCAAAUAAAAACAAGCAUCUUUGAUUCAUCAAACUCUCAACGAUUAUUGCCCCAGUGUUUUCUUUUUGGCUUUUUUUUGUUUAUCACCCUUUUAUUACCAUAAUCAUUGAUAAUUUAAGAUCAUCUAUUACUACA
Molecule: messenger RNA, 1326 nt
Organism: Raphanus sativus (radish)
Lineage: Eukaryota; Viridiplantae; Streptophyta; Magnoliopsida; Brassicales; Brassicaceae
Product: adenosine kinase 2
Exons: 11
Coding region: 118-1155 (345 amino acids)
Biological process (GO): purine ribonucleoside salvage
Cellular component (GO): nucleus; cytosol
Molecular function (GO): adenosine kinase activity
Source: RefSeq, a predicted model, not a curated record